Molecule: messenger RNA, 795 nt
Organism: Candidula unifasciata
Lineage: Eukaryota; Metazoa; Mollusca; Gastropoda; Stylommatophora; Geomitridae
Source: the annotation of a GenBank genome assembly
AUGGAUCGAACCCAGAAGGAAAUGGAAUAUGCUGUAACUAGGUUCGAUCGCAAUGACAGAGUGGCAGCCCUACAAAAUGGCCGGCUCUACAACCAGUAUGAACAGGUUGAACCCUACCAGAGGACCUCGGCUCUAUACUCUUCAGCGCCCGCUCUAAAACUGGGCAGCGAUCUCAGGGUACAACAGAACGCCGCAGCAGUGUUGUACCACAGCGGUAUUCAGAAAGGCAAAGUUGUUGACGGUCGCCAGGCAUCAGCUGUCGCCCAGAUGCAUCAGAACGACCUGCACAGCGUGGACGCGGUCCAAGAAUUGGGCAUUUCCAAAGAGCUGCUCAGUAACGAACUUGUCCAACAUCCGGACAGAUCCAAAAAUUACAUCAAGCGAUAUUUGAACCUUCAGACGAAGUUUUCCCGCGCCCAGAAUGGCCAGCAGACAUCAGACAGAGAACCUCAAUCAGAUUUGAUUACGUCAUUCGACCCUAUGAAAGACAGGCACCUGUGGACGAUGUGGCGCACAGCCGUCAAUGGGAGAAUAGUUGACGAGGUCCGCCACUUGGAGAGACGCAAGAGCGAAAUGGGAGUCAACCCUUCGUCAAACUUCGACGCCAGCAUCCCUGGAAUGUAUGGCAAAGCUCUUGUGGCGCCGCCGUUGAAGAGAUUCAUUAAGUUUGGUGACGAGGAGAGUAGGGCGGUCGCUGUCCAGAUGUCGUCUGGCUUGGGUCAGGGAAGUUUAGAAACUUCACAGUUUGUUUACUAUGGGCUGCCCAGAGUUGAUGUUUCCCAUAUGAGAAAGUGA